Messenger RNA from Symbiodinium natans, 1566 nucleotides. The record is from the annotation of a GenBank genome assembly. Lineage: Eukaryota; Dinophyceae; Suessiales; Symbiodiniaceae.
AUGGCGGAGCAUGAAAACCGUGGUUUCUGGCGUUUGUUGCUGCUGCUCCUCGUUUUGCCGGCAGAUCCGGACUGUUGUGGCCAUGGUGCCUUCGUAACAAUUGCCGGAGGCAAAAAAAUUGCUGGUCCAGUUCGGAUAGCCGGCCCGAAGAAAGAGAACCAGUGGAGGUAUCUCAGCAAAUUUGGUUAUGAAACCGGUACAGGCAGCUUCAACUUCCGGUUUCAAUUAGCGGCUCCGAAAAGCAUACCGGAAGCUGCCGUCCUGCAGCUGGAGGUGUACUUGGACGAGCAUUGGCCCGAUGUAGAGGCAGAGCCCAACUUCUGCGACCGGCAGAAACGGGCGAAACAGGUGCGAAAUAUCUCCAUCGGGCCUGGUUCCAACUGGACGGAAUGGUCUCAAGGCACUUUAAGCCAGAACAUUCGUCCUCACAUCUGGUAUUUCGUGAUAUCGGAUUGCCAGCAGUCGCUGGCCAAUUUCACGCACAGAUUGAAGUUCGAGUUUCAUGCUCAACAACCCAACGGAUCGGAGUUUAGUGUGGAGAUGCGAGGCAUGCUAUUAGCAAAUGUGUUGUUUCUCGUGUCCUUCAUAGUCUUCCUGCACUGGUUCGCGAAGAGGACGCUUGCGUUUGGGAAAAGCGCAGGCUACGUGCAUCCGGUCAUUUGGACGCUAGCGUCAGGAAUGAUCACUCAAUUUGUCGCACAGACUAUGCACACCAUCCACCUUCUCGCUUACAAGUACGAUGGUGAUGGCCUAAAAGCCUGCGAAGUCCUUUCCGAGAUCCUUUUCAUGCUAGCGCAGGUGAUUCAGACAUCCCUGCUCAUACUGAUAGCGCUUGGUUACACACUCCUCCAGUCCAAGAUUGGGGAGCUAGACUUGAUGAUUCCGAUGUGCUUCAUGAUCGGGGUGAUCCACAUCAUGCUGGUAGGGUUCGGCAAGAUCAAGGACGAUGCCUCCUACAAGUACCAUGAGAAUGAGGGAGUCAUUGGCUGGAUACUGCUCUCUCUCAGGCUAGGACUCUACUGCUGGUUCCUCUGGGCAGUGCAGUCUUCUGCGCGUGAGGGCGGCUUUAAAAUUGCCAACUUCCUGCGGCAGUUUCGCAUCGCCGGCUCGUUGUACUUCCUGGCGUUUCCAGCCAUAUUCUUGGUCACACAACUUUUUGCACAGUACCUGCAGCACAGCGUCAUGACAAUAGGUCAGAUGGUCAUGCAGACUGGCUUCAACCUAUGGCUGUCCUCCCUUUUCCUGACCCGAGGGGAGUACUUCAAGGCACACUUAGCUCCCCCUCCGGCCAGCCGCAGGUGCUGCAAGACCCCACAGGACCCCGCAAGACUGAGAGUGUCGUAUUUGAAUGCAGGGAGCCAGUCGUGCGCUUUUCAGCUUACUGCUUUUGCUCGCAUGAGGAACCUGCUCCUGAUGGGUUCAACAGCACAGUGUAGUGAGGGGGGGAGGGUGCAGCGCUGGGCAUUCCAGCUUGCCCCCGCUUCUCACCUACAUCUGUUCCCACCUGCCAAUGCUGUCUUUUCGGAGCCUCAGCAACACACAUGUUGUUGGGUUUUCAUGCCUUGA